AUGGAUGACUCUGAUGACGAAGUAAUUUACUUGGAUGAACUUCGUUCCAAUAAGUACGAAGAUUCUCCAUUAAUACCGACACAUAUAUUAGACCAAGCCCAACAAAGAAUAUUCAUUGUAUCAUUAUUCAUUCUUAUACAAAGUUGGAAAAUAUAUGAUUUAAUCUUGAUUAAAUCCGACACCUUUGUCGACACUCAAUUAACACAAUUAACGAGUUAUUCAUUUAUGCUCAAAUAUAUCAUACUUGAUGGAUUAUUCUUGUGGAUAUUACCUGUACUCAACAUUCAAUAUUUAACCUUUACUCCAUUAAAGACAUUGUUGUUUACAUUUGUUGCCUAUACCAUUUCCUGGUUUAUGAUAAGUUCAUUUGGUUUUCCUUUAGUGUCAAACUUGUUCUUGCCAAUUUGGAAAUUCUUCUUACAAAAGAAUGAGCUUAAUAUAGUUGGUGAGUCUAUCGACAGAAACAAAGUGAUAGAUAUCGAGUCUCACUUCAAAGGUAAAUUAACCAUUCACUAUUUACCUGAUUCCUCGGCCAAGAUGAACCCAUUCCAUUAUGAUAAAAUGUGUCUUGAAUCGAACAGUAUUAUUCCAAUGCCCAUUGAAUUCAAUACUACUUCUGGAAUUGGUUAUUUGCAAAUUCAACAAACAACUGCCGAUAAUGAGGUAAACUAUGUCAAUUACACUGGAAAUUCUUUAAGAAAGAUGUUUAGACAGGAUUAUUCCCAUUUGCAGAAAUAUAAACAGUUCAAGCCGGAUCAGAACAUUUUUUAUUUAGAGUAUCCAAUAUCGGAACCAGGAAAAUAUAGAAUAGCAAAAGUAUUGGACAAGAAGGGUAAUAAUAUUAGAACUUACAAAUCUGAAUUCAUGAUCACAAACUGUCCCCUGGUGAAAUUCUUUUAUCCAGCGAAUUUGGAGAAUGUUAAAUGUAUGGGAAAAGAUAUCUCGCUUGAUGCCCCUUGGUUGGAUAGUGUAUCAACAAUACCUUCUUAUGUUAGAGUUAAUGUCAAACAAGAUGGAUCAGAUGUGAAAACUCUAAAUAUAACGUUGGAAUCCCAGCAUGAUUUACCAUUAAAACCGAUUCAAUUAACUAAGAAUGUAUUAGAAGCGGAGCUUUCCAAGUAUAAUGACUUGUUCAAAACUAAUAGAAGAAGUAGUAAUAUUGAAUUCCAAUUACUUGAUAUUACUGAUUCAUUCGGUAAUAUGAAAAGAUAUAAUCCAUUAUCUAAAGAUAAAGACGUUUGGUAUAAAUUACAACUUAAACAAGCAUCAACCCUUAAACUUAAACCAAUGGUACAGGAUUUAUUAGUUAAUGGAGAAUUGUUUUUGAAAUUCGACAAUAUUCAACAAAUUCAAGAUUACCCAAUUGAUGUUACAGCGCAGUUUUCAAACAGCUCCAAUAUGUUCGAGUUAUCACACACAUUUAAUUCUCGAAUUGAAUUAGAGAAGGGAUUUAAAGUAAACCAGCCUGGUUUGUAUAAAUUAAUCAGUGCUCAUGAUAAUUUCUGUCCUUGCAAGAUAAUUGCUGAACCAAUAACUGUCAAAUUAGCAUUACCUCCGCUGUUAGAUAUUUCAGCACGCUCAGUGAAUGAUAAAUGUCUUGGUAAUAUUGGAUACAAUUUUGAUUUCAACUUUACAGGAAAGCCACCUUUUAGAGUGGGAUACCAAGUAUAUCAUAAUCAAUCAGGAACACUCCGAGCUUUAGGCCAAAAUAGAAGAAAUUUAGUAUCUAAUGAUUACAAGUACUCAUUCAAAUUUAAACCAGAUGAUCCCGGAAGUUAUACUAUCAUCUUCCAUCAACUUACUGAUGCAAAUUAUCAACAAGUUCCUACUAUUUUGGACAAGAAAAAGUAUUCCUAUCUGACAUAUUUCAAUCAGGCAUCACAAGUAGGAUUCCAGGUUCAGAACAGGAAGUUGACAACUUGUUUUGGACAAACCUCAUCACUUCCUUUAUACUUUAAAGGUAAUGGUCCUUUUUCAUUUACUUACCAGUUUAUAGAAGUUGGAACUAGCCAAGUUCUUGAUUCAAAACAAGUGAACAAUGUGGAAGAUUUUACAAUUAACACACCAGAAAAUCUAAUAGGAAAGAGCUAUGAUGUCAAAGUAUCGAACGCAAAAGACAAAUUUGGAUGUGAUGCAAUAAUUCAUGACAAGUCAGUAAGAAUUAUAAGUCGUCCAAAUAUACCAGAACUUGAAUUUACUAAUAUCAAGCAAAAUAUUCGAAUUGCUGAAGGAGAUUCAGUGGGACUUCCACUCAAAUUCAAAUCAUCAAUUGGACAAACUGGAAAUGAUAAGAUAGAAGUCAAGUUUAGUUCUGGGGAUUCAACUAAGGUUAUUCCUGCUGUAAUGAGAGGAAAUUCCAUUAUUGUCAAACAAGCAGGAAACUAUUCUUUAAGUUCAUUUUCAAACAAUGGAUGCCCAGGUAUUAUAUCUCUGGAGAAGACGAUUGAAAUAUCAUACUACCCUAAACCAUCCAUUGAAAUUGUUGCCAAUGAGCUUAAGCAACAUAGGGACCAUAAUACCCUUCAUUUGACACCUAUUUGCGUUGGAUGCUCUAACGAAAUUACCUUGAAGCUUACUGGAAAAGCUCCAUUUGAAUUGGACUACCAAAUAAAGUUACCAAAUGGAAAGGUCGAAUCCCAUACCAUGAAUAUUGAAACUGACGAAAUUAAGAUCAACUUACCAACCAGAAGAAGUGGAAUCUAUGAACAUCAGUUUAUGCGUGUUUUUGAUGCAUUAUAUACAAGAAGGAAUACAGCUGUUGAUAAAACUAUUCCUAAGAUCUUAUACCAAGUUAAUUCACUUCCAAACGGUAAAUUUAUACUUGACAACAGAUUAGUUCAAAUUUGUGAAAACAAGUUGCAAAAUGGUGUUAUAGCUACUUUACCUGUUGAAUUAUCUGGCGAAUAUCCAUUUGAUAUUGACAUGAUUUUAAAGAAUGAGCAAACUGGGAAGGAACAAAGUGUUCAAUUCAAGAGUGUAAAUGAACCAUAUUUGAAAUUAUUGAACUCUCAGUUCUUUUCACUAGGUGAUUAUUCAGUAAGAUUCAGUAAGAUUGUUGAUGGAAAUGGGUGUGAACAAACAAAAUUCAGUGCCAACGACAAGUUUAUAAUAUCAAUUACAGAAACUCCAGAUAUUUUCAAGAGUGAUAACAGGUAUCAUUACUGUAUUGGUGAUCACGUGUCGUAUAAUUUGACGGGUAUCCCACCCUUCACCAUAACCUAUCAAUUCAAUAGCAAGGUCAAGACCACCCAGCUGUAUUAUGAGUUCAGGAGAUUAUCAAGCAAAGCAGGAAAACUUUCAAUUCAAUCAUUACAAGAUUCUGGGGCCAGUGAAUGUAAAGUAAGCUUCAAUUCAGAUAAAUAUUCUAGCUUAGAACUAGAAGUUCACGAUUUACCUACUGUGGAAAUAAACAAAGGUGAUUACAUAAUUGAAGAUUUACAUCAAGGGGAUCAAACAGAAUUGAUAUUCACAUUUAUAGGGACUCCACCAUUUCAAGUCACAUAUAUACGAACAGUAGAAAUAUUGCUAAACAAGAAACCUCAAAAGAAAUUAGUUGAAAAGGAAACUAUCAAGGAUAUUUGGGAGAAUGAAAUAGUCAUACCGGCAAGUCUUGAAGGGACUUACGAAGCAAUCGAAGUUCGUGAUAAAUAUUGCCAAGCAUCAAGAGCGAUUACCUAUAUAGAAUAA
This is a messenger RNA of Spathaspora passalidarum NRRL Y-27907, 3687 nucleotides long. RefSeq names its product Pom152p (gene POM152). Gene Ontology annotation, cellular component: nuclear pore transmembrane ring. The transcript has a single exon. The coding region runs from base 1 to 3687 and encodes 1228 amino acids. Lineage: Eukaryota; Fungi; Ascomycota; Pichiomycetes; Serinales; Debaryomycetaceae. Gene Ontology annotation, molecular function: structural constituent of nuclear pore. Gene Ontology annotation, biological process: protein import into nucleus; nuclear pore organization. The record is from RefSeq and is a predicted model, not a curated record.